Molecule: messenger RNA, 1392 nt
Organism: Seminavis robusta
Lineage: Eukaryota; Bacillariophyta; Bacillariophyceae; Naviculales; Naviculaceae
Source: the annotation of a GenBank genome assembly
CGGGAAUUCCCCGCUUUUUUCGUGCUUAAACGACGAAACAAAACAAGCCUUGCUGGUGCAGUACACUAGCUAGCUAGUAGCAUCACUCGGCCAUGGAUGAAUGAAGCAGACGGAGGAGCUCGGAACAUCAGACAGAUCAAUCAAGAGAACGAGAAGCCAAGCCAAGAGACAAUACUAGCUUGCUUGUACACAGAGUAGUAAGAGCGUUGAUUCAUUCAUCAAUAAUACAGUAAGAGAAGAGAAAGAAAAAAGAUUUGACAAUGGCAGCAGCAGCGGCAGGACCUCCACAAACGUUUCCCUAUGACUAUCUGUUCAAGGUGCUGAUCAUUGGAGAUGCUUCGGUUGGAAAGUCAUCCAUGUUACUACGGUUCACGGACGACUCGUUUGAUGAGCACAUUCAGAGCACCAUUGGAGUGGACUUUAAAGUCAAGCACAUGGACGUCAGUGGCAAACGCAUCAAGCUUACGAUUUGGGAUACGGCAGGCCAAGAACGAUUUCGGACUCUGACGUCUAGCUACUAUCGAGGCGCCCACGGCGUGGUCUUGGUGUACGACGUGACCCGCACGGACAGUUUUGAAAACUUGGAGCAGUGGCUGAAAGAAGUUCAGCUCUAUUCGCCCAAUGGAGGAGAAAAUGUCGUCAAAUUGCUCGUUGGAAACAAAAUUGAUCUAGAACGAACCGUACCUCGAGAACAAGCCGAAGCUUGGGCUCGCUCUCAAGGAAUGCUCUUUCUAGAAGCAUCUGCCAAAACCAAGCUAGGUAUCCGACAGGUAUUCAUGGAAGUCGUACAGAAAAUUGUCGAGAAUCCGGAACUGCUAGCCAAUGCGGUCCCAGGGAAACCCAAAACUACCACACAAUUGCAACCGCAACAUCAUCAACAUGGGGGACACAGUGGCAGCAUGUACGAUGAUGACGAUGGAGGAUGUUGCUAAGUUAUCCACCAACCAACCACAGCACCUACUACAGCAAUAUCUAUCCAACCACCAACUAGAACCGUUGUACGUGAUGGCCCACUGCAACAACAAAAACUAUGAAGCCGAGUCAAACAAAAACAACCGCAACGACAACGAACCAAAAGGAUGUAAGACAGUACUAUAGCAAUAGUGCAACAAUCCAUGAACCAACAGUUCUAUUUGAUUAUCAUUCACUCUUCAUUCAUUCAUUCAAUCAAUCCACGCUACUGUACACUGUAGUCAUUCAUUCAUUCAUUCAGGAGGUUCAUUUAUUUCUCGGUUGUGUGCAUGGAAUGGAAGGACACAGUUUCACUAGUCUACUAAACGUAGAUUUGUACCGAAACCCACGGAAUCCAAUCACCGGCUGCGCCAUGCCUCCUUCUCGUAUCGUACAAUAGAUCACUGUCGUUAUGUUAUUUGUAGCUGCACAGGUCGUGGU